Stomoxys calcitrans (stable fly) is the source of this 729-nucleotide messenger RNA. It is a transcript of the gene APC10, whose product is annotated as anaphase-promoting complex subunit 10. Gene Ontology annotation, biological process: protein K11-linked ubiquitination; anaphase-promoting complex-dependent catabolic process. The record is from RefSeq and is a predicted model, not a curated record. Lineage: Eukaryota; Metazoa; Arthropoda; Insecta; Diptera; Muscidae. The transcript has 4 exons. Gene Ontology annotation, cellular component: anaphase-promoting complex. The coding region runs from base 1 to 651 and encodes 216 amino acids.
AUGUCACACAAGGCAAACUCGUAUUGUUUUGUUUAUUUAAAAAAUCAGCGAUUAAUUUCGCCUAAAUUUUUCAAAGUGGCAGGCAAUAAUGAAGAGACAGAAAAAAGUGAAAUUAAAGAAGACCCAUUGGAAGAAGAAAGAAAUGGACUUGUGAGAGAAGUGGGCAAUCAAGCUGUAUGGAGCCUAUCAUCAUGCAAGCCCGGUUUUGGUGUGGAACGCUUACGUGACAACAUCAUGGACACAUAUUGGCAAUCUGAUGGCCAGUUGCCACAUUUGGUUAAUAUACAAUUCCAUAGAAAAACAAACAUAAGUCAAAUUUACAUAUAUACCGACUAUAAAUUGGACGAAAGUUAUACACCUUCACGUAUUUCCAUAAGAGCCGGCUCUCAUUUCAAUGAUUUACAAGAACUGCAAAUUGUUGAUUUAAAUGAACCUACCGGUUGGGUCACUAUACCCAUUAAGGAUGGCAGUGUUAAGUGCAUACGCACUUUUAUGCUGCAAAUUGCUGUAAUAUCCAAUCAUCAAAAUGGUCGUGAUACCCACAUGCGUCAGAUACGCAUACAUGCUCCCGUUGAAGAUCGUCAUUACCCCUUGGAAUUAUUUGGUAAAUUUAGUACUGUAAAUUUUCAAAAAUUUGCUACGCUUCGUUGAAAUUUAGACAUCUUUUAUAUAAUUCGAUUUGAUAUGUGUUUGUAAUAAAUAAGAUUUUGUAAACAGAUAGUUUUGGAA